CAAUUCAGUGAAUUUUUGAAUAAAACUCAGCAACAAAAAGUCUUCACACCAAAACCAACUCGGUCUGUCAUUCCGAUUCCGAUUCCGAUUCACGAUCUCAGAUAAAGAUUUUAUUGCCACCUCCAGGAAGAAAAAGAUGACUGAUGAUGAAGCUUUGGGAUUUAUUGCCAACUUUCUUGGCAUUUUCAUUUUUGCUCUGGUUAUAGCAUAUCAUUUGGUCAUUGCAGACCCUAAAUAUGAAGCCAAUUAGAUACUAAGAUUUUUUUUUUUUUUUAUGCAUUCAAAAUACAACUUUGUUGGAUUCAGUUUUGUUGGUUGGCCUGUAAGGUCAGUUUGUAGCUUAUGACAACAGCUAAAAUCUUCAAUAUUUGAUGGUUGGUAUUAACCAUAUUUCAUUGUCGUUGGUUUA
Molecule: messenger RNA, 409 nt
Organism: Trifolium pratense (red clover)
Lineage: Eukaryota; Viridiplantae; Streptophyta; Magnoliopsida; Fabales; Fabaceae
Product: dolichyl-diphosphooligosaccharide--protein glycosyltransferase subunit 4A-like
Exons: 2
Coding region: 137-250 (37 amino acids)
Source: RefSeq, a predicted model, not a curated record